Lactuca virosa is the source of this 783-nucleotide messenger RNA. NCBI's taxonomy places the organism in Eukaryota, Viridiplantae, Streptophyta, Magnoliopsida, Asterales, Asteraceae. The record is from the annotation of a GenBank genome assembly.
AUGGGUGUUCACCGACAACCUAGUACUAGCCGGUCUAACGGAUAUUUCAUUCAAGAUUGGCAACAAACUGUAAUUUAUAGCAUGAGAAAAGGUUCCUGGUAUUUAAUCACUCAAAGGUUUCCAUCGUGCGUGACAAGGAUUCAUUCUCAAGCUGCAGUUUGUGUAGAUGGCCAUGAUGGUCAUCUUCAUUGGCUUGGUUAUAUUGAUGAGGAGAUGAAGGCACAAACGAUAGUGGCAUUUGAUUUGGGCGUGGAGACAUUCUGUGAGAUACCUCUUCCACAUUCUAUACUACAUCACCAUGGACACUACUGGUUCAGUGUGUUAGGAGUUUUGGAUGGAAAGCUUUGUGCGAUGUCAAGGGCUAAAGGUGAGAGAUGCGAGGUGUGGGUAAUGGAAGAGUAUAGGGUGGCUGAAUCAUGGGUCAAACAUCAUGUUUUUUCACAGUUUAGUGGUAUAAUUCCAAUUGGAUUCACAUUACACACUGAGUUUGUUUUUUAUGGAUAUCCUCAUGGUCUAGCUUUGUUCGACCCAAUUUCAGCCAAGGUUAAAAGCAUAGAUACUCCAGCUACACAUGUUGGCAUGAUUAAAAUUCUCGAGUACGUGGACAGUCUUGUUUGGAUAGUACCUGUUAAGCGUGAGAUCAAGUGUUUCAACAUCUCUGAUCACUUUGCAAAAUUGAAAAGAGGCUUCAACACGAUGGCUUUUGCAUUUGGGGUUCAUAAUUUGAUGUCAAUUAAACUGUAUCAAGGAAUGGAAGGAGGUGGCUUCUGGAUUAGUCUCUAA